This is a messenger RNA of Iphiclides podalirius (scarce swallowtail), 543 nucleotides long. The record is from the annotation of a GenBank genome assembly. NCBI's taxonomy places the organism in Eukaryota, Metazoa, Arthropoda, Insecta, Lepidoptera, Papilionidae.
AUGUAUUUUUGCAAUUGUUGUCUUUCUCGCGAACCUCCGUUUAUUAAUCUCGGUCGUUGUAAACAUGCGAGUUUCUUUUCAAAUUUGUUCGAAAAUAAGGUGAACACUAAAGAUAUGUAUGUGUGUCGUCUAUGCCACAGUAUUAUAAAGAAGAUAGACUGCUUCAAACAUCAGGUUGAGGAAUGUAACUCAGAAUUAAAUAAUGCUGCCGAUAAGCUGCUCGCGACGAAGCGCGACAGACUCGUCGCGUCCAAAAUUGAGAUAAACUCGACCGUGGACGGCCGCCCAGUCGAGGUCGAGGUCAGAGAGCUGAGCUCGUCCGAGUUGAACUCCAACGCGUCACUCUUCACAACCGUGAAGGUGGAACGCGACAGCGAUUCUGAGCGGGAGUCGGAGCUGCCUUUGGCGCGCUUGAGCGGCAGAAGAGGAAAGAAGAGCGACAAGCGACAGAAGAGGGCGGCAGAUAGAGCGAGAGGGAAGUACGACGGAAAGAUACGUGUCGUGCUCCUCACUAGGGAGCAGAUGAUGCGAGGAGAGGCGCGC